AGAAAUUCCAUGAACCUAGUGGCUCCAACUCCUCCUUUUCCGGAGGUUUUAUUUCAGCUCCGGCCCACGAGCGGCCGUCCCUGCUGCGCGGGGCCCCGAGCGCCGCCAGGGGGCGCGCGGGAGCGCUGCCUGCCCUUCCGGCCGCCGCCGCCAUGCCGAUGAAGGGGCGCUUCCCGGUGCGCCGGACCCUGCAGUACCUCAGCCAGGGCGACGUCGUGUUCAAGAGCUCGGUGAAGGUGAUGACCGUGAACUAUAACACGGCAGGAGAGCUGAGCGAAGGCGCGAGAAAGUUCGUGUUUUUCAACAUACCCCAGAUCCAGUACAAGAACCCGUGGGUGCAGAUCAUGCUGUUCAGGAACAUGACUCCCUCGCCCUUCCUCCGGUUCUACCUGGACAAUGGAGAACAAGUUUUGGUUGACGUGGAAGAUAAAACCAACAAAGAGAUAACAGAGCACAUUAAAAAAAUCCUGGGAAAAAGCAAAGAAAUGCUUGAAAAAGAAGAAAGGGAAAGGAAAAAACUAUCACAUCCAGCAACCUUCGGGCCCAAAAAGUAUCAUCUACGAGAAUGUAUGUGUGAGAUUGAAGGCCAAGUUCCCUGCCCUGCUGUUGUACCAUUGCCCAAAGAGAUGAGGGGGAAAUACAAAGCUGCUAUGAAAAAUGAGGCAUGAGCCUGGCAUUUCGAGACCUCAAGUCGUGCAGCUGUUUUUCCUCAGGGCCGGACAAUGAAGGUGCUUCAGUGAGAGACAAGAGCCAGCAGUUCCUGAGAACAGGAACAAGCAAGUUCAUUCAAUACAGACAACUCUGCCUCAAAAGCCUUCUGACAGCUACAACUGGAAAAAUUAAGUGAAAAAUAAAUAAAACUGCCACACAAACACA
Messenger RNA from Cinclus cinclus, 876 nucleotides. RefSeq names its product mitochondrial ribosomal protein S25 (gene MRPS25). Lineage: Eukaryota; Metazoa; Chordata; Aves; Passeriformes; Cinclidae. Gene Ontology annotation, molecular function: structural constituent of ribosome. The transcript has 4 exons. The record is from RefSeq and is a predicted model, not a curated record. Bases 153 to 668 code for a protein of 171 amino acids. Gene Ontology annotation, cellular component: mitochondrion.